This is a messenger RNA of Gossypium arboreum, 1046 nucleotides long. RefSeq names its product probable ribose-5-phosphate isomerase 2. NCBI's taxonomy places the organism in Eukaryota, Viridiplantae, Streptophyta, Magnoliopsida, Malvales, Malvaceae. The transcript has a single exon. Bases 1 to 783 code for a protein of 260 amino acids. Gene Ontology annotation, molecular function: ribose-5-phosphate isomerase activity. Gene Ontology annotation, biological process: pentose-phosphate shunt, non-oxidative branch. The record is from RefSeq and is a predicted model, not a curated record.
AUGGCUGUUGCUUGGUCUGAAAAAGCUUCUUCCAUGGAGGCUUUGUCUUUGUCUCCUCCUAUGUCUCCGCCGGUUAUCCUAACCCAAGACGAAUUAAAAAAAAUCGCCGCUUACAAAGCCGUUGAGUUCGUGGAAUCAGGCAUGGUUCUGGGUCUGGGCACAGGUUCCACGGCCAAACACGCCGUCGACCGGAUCGGCGAGUUGCUUCGUCAAGGCAAGCUCACCAACAUCAUAGGAAUCCCCACCUCCAAAAAAACACAAGAACAAGCUAUUUCUUUAGGUAUCCCACUUUCGGAUCUCGACAGCCACCCUACCAUUGAUAUGGCAAUCGACGGUGCUGAUGAAGUGGACCCGCAUCUUAAUCUGGUGAAAGGCCGAGGUGGGUCUCUGUUAAGAGAGAAAAUGGUGGAAGGAGCUUGCAAGAAAUUUGUAUGUAUCGUUGAUGAAUCCAAGUUGGUCAAGUAUUUGGGAGGCAGCGGUUUGGCUAUGCCCGUCGAAGUUGUUCCUUUUUGUUGGAAAUUCACUGCCAAAAAACUCCAAAACUUGUUUCGAGAUUCUGGUUGCGUUGCCAAGCUGAGGAAUGAUUGUAAAGGGGAGCCUUUCGUAACGGAUAAUGGGAAUUACAUUGUGGAUUUGUAUUUGAAGAAAGAUAUUGGGGAUUUGCAGGUGGCAAGCGAUGCUAUUUUGAGGAUUGCUGGUGUGGUUGAGCAUGGCAUGUUUCUUGCUAUGGCCACUACUGUUAUAGUUGCAGGGGAGCUUGGAAUCACCAUCAAGAAUAAGUAGUACAAACUCAAACUAACUUUAUUUUAAUAAUUAGGGAAUUGCUAUUGCAGCUGGGAAUGGAUUCUUCCUUUUUUGGCAUUUAUUGAUUGAUGACAAGAGUUGUCUUGUCUUCUCAAGUUUUGUUAUUUUCGUUUUGGACACAAAUUUAAGGGAAGAGAAGAUUUAGGGAUGUUAGGAUUGUGAAAGCAGUAGCUGAACUAUGAGAAUGAUGAAUGUCAACUGUUCUAUGAUCAUUUUAAUCACAAAAUCGGUUUAUUAUUGCA